AUGAUAAGCCUUCGACUCAAUAGACUCUGGCUCAGCGUAUUGGCAGUAUUCUUCUCUGCAAAAUUUUCUUUUGGAAGCAACUUUAAUGUGAUAUAUGCAAUCAAUGCUGGUGGCGAUGCACAUACCGAUUCUCAUGGAAUAUGUUAUUUGGGUGACCCAUUAAAGGGAGCAGUAGGCACAGAAUCGGAUUACGGUCGCCAGCUACUAGCGAUUAAUAGAGUUAAUAAGCAUGAUGAAAUUCUGUAUCAAACUGAACGCUACCAUCACGAUACUUUUGGCUACGAUAUUCCAGUAUCAGGGGAUGGAAAAUACGUUCUCAUACUUAAAUUUUGCGAGGUGUACUUCAACGGACCAAAUAUGAAAGUUUUCGAUGUUCGUCUUGAUCGACAUACAAUCAUAUCGGAUUUAGACAUAUAUGCUUUAGUAGGUAAAGGCACUGCUCACGAUGAAUUGAUAUUCUUUUCCAUUUCUCAAGGACGGUUAUAUUUAAAAGAAAACAAAUCUGAAAUCCGUGGAAGUAAAUUAAAAUUAGAGUUCGUGAAGGGAUACAAAGAUAACCCAAAAAUUAAUGCAAUUUUGCUCAUCAAAGACUACAAUGGAGCAAUUCUUCCUCGUUUGCCCCCUUUAAACAACGAUCACCUUACUGGUACUAAAGGAAUUGAUCACGUUGGCGAUCAUUACCAUUCUCAAUCGUAUUCGUUGUCUGAAAAUGACGGACCAACCGUCGAAAUUGGGGACGAUAGCAUCAUGGACGAUUUUCUGAGUGUCCCAGCAGACGAGUUCAUCAAACCUUCUUCAAUAUCGCGAAAAACUAGUGGCCCAAAACAACCGAAUCCCUAUUCUUUGGACGAUUCUUCAACCAUGUUACCUGUGUUCAUUGCAAUCGGUGCAUUUAUACCGCUGUUAUUUUGUCUGUGCAGGCUGUGAUUUGUUAUAUCUUAAUUUAGUUG
Messenger RNA from Anopheles maculipalpis, 950 nucleotides. RefSeq names its product malectin-A. Bases 1 to 927 code for a protein of 308 amino acids. The record is from RefSeq and is a predicted model, not a curated record. Gene Ontology annotation, molecular function: carbohydrate binding. The transcript has a single exon. Gene Ontology annotation, cellular component: membrane. Lineage: Eukaryota; Metazoa; Arthropoda; Insecta; Diptera; Culicidae.